Molecule: messenger RNA, 543 nt
Organism: Recurvomyces mirabilis
Lineage: Eukaryota; Fungi; Ascomycota; Dothideomycetes; Mycosphaerellales; Teratosphaeriaceae
Exons: 3
Coding region: 1-543 (180 amino acids)
Source: RefSeq, a predicted model, not a curated record
AUGCCGGGAAUGAACGACGAGCCUGUUCACAAGGCCAAGACGCAGCUUCAACUACCUUUCCCAAUGUGCAUUGGCGGUCAGUGCUCGCGUUUCAUUACAGUGGGCUCAGACGGGUACAUCUACCUCGAUGCUGUUCGUGGUGAGGUCAAAAUGAAAGCUUUUAGUGGACAGGGUCGAGGGCUGUACCUCUAUGCAAUGAAACGAAACGGCAUCUUCUUCGGCAUCUCGGGAGUGGUAGGCUCGAGAGAACUCGUGCUCGCUUGGUAUGCAGGCACGCUUGCUUUUGAGCAUGAGCAGGCGCACUUCACGGCUACAUAUCAUGAGAACGAGCCAGGCCGCAUCAGAUAUAAGUACUACCGCGUUGAUCAGACAGGGUCAGGCCCAGAAGCGCAAGCUACUUUGCAGUACCCGAACCAUUACAUCGUGCCUUGGUCGAGGGGCAAUACUUUCGAAGCAGGCAUGGAGAUAGAUAUCGCAACAGGAGAUGGUCUCAAGCCGCCAGAUGUGCGAUUGACCAGGCAUGAUGUUGAGACGUGUUCAUAG